Messenger RNA from Capsicum annuum, 6096 nucleotides. RefSeq lists its product as uncharacterized. Lineage: Eukaryota; Viridiplantae; Streptophyta; Magnoliopsida; Solanales; Solanaceae. Bases 4367 to 5377 code for a protein of 336 amino acids. The record is from RefSeq and is a predicted model, not a curated record. The transcript is spliced from 2 exons.
CAUAUCCUACGUAAAGACAAGAACCUCAGAUGGGGUUAGGGAGAUCAACUUUGAGGAACUGCAAUAGAGCAACUUUUCUAGGAGACACCACCAAAUUUCAAGUGCAUGUGACUUUGGGCAAAGAUCAACAAAAUGAUAUUCCAUGUAAAUAACCCAGGAGGAUACUGCAAGUAUGGAUAGAAAUUGACCAAUAAAUUAAGCUUGUUCAUGCAUGAUUUUGAUUCAGGGGUUGGCAAUUUAUUCCACAGGUGCCACUGUGACUUUGCUCUUCUUCAUUUGAUCCAACUAAUACUGAGACAAAGCAUUUCGUUAUGGAAAGGUGGAUCCUUUGAGGCCUUACAACCUGUUCAAAUGUAACCUAUACAGUUGUAAAAUCUUACCUGAGGUUCGUAGCUUCCUGACCACAUCUUAAUCAUGCCAUGCCUUAAAUUUCUUUCAGUUAUAACCAAUGGCCUGUGAAAGAAAAAUAAGAAACAUAUGAUUCUCAAGCUUAUUUACAAUCUAGAAGAUGUGUGCACAAGAAUGAAAGUCUUGAUUGUUUGCAUUAAUAGCAGCAGGUUCUGUAGUUCUGGCACAAAUUUGGAGAGGAUUACUAGAAGAUCUUGAUUACCUAAAUCACUAGUGACUUAAAACAGCUUAGAAACCAAAGUGUCACCUAAACACGGUGUAGUGCUUCAGUACCACAUAGAUAUCAGGGGAUUGGAGCAAAUCAAUUCAAAAUCUCGUGCACGUUCUGUAGAGUGGCAGUAAGGGUGACUUUAUUGUCAAAUAGAGACUCUGAAUAACAAAAAUAAUAGAGUGCCAAAAAUUGCUUAACUGCUUCAUGGAAUCACUAUUGUGAAAUGGGAAAGUAUUACCAGCACCAAAAGUUCAUCUAUUUGGAGACAUUGAUCAUUGUCAGGUUGUCUAUUGUGCGUAUUAGAAGCCCUCUUGAUUGGCAGCACAUUGAGUCUAUUACAUUCUAGAACUACUUGGAGAGGUUUGAGGAUCUUGAAAUACAUAAAAAAACCAGGAAUUCCAGACCCAUGGCAAAAGGAAGCAGCAUUAAACAGGACUUGAGGCAAAAGGAAGUUGAAUUCAUACCUAUGAACUCUGCUUCUACACUAACGUAUUUUAUCUCAAAAACUGAUAUUGCAGUAUCUAAGAUAACAAAAUUUUCAACUGUAGUUACAGAGAAGUAUGGAAAUGGUAGUCAAGAAUGCAUAAUAUUCAAGCAAUCCUUUAUAAAGUACUGUUGUUAAACGGUACCAGAGAUGGGAAAUUAGCAAAUGAAACCAUGCAUCGACUCCAAAAGCAUGUUCCAAGACAGUUCCAACUAGUUUCAGAAUAUGGUGUACAUGUCUUCCAGAGUUCAAAAUUUCAAAUACAUAAAGAUUGCCUUAGACUCGACCACCUAGAACAUCUUUUAUUUUUAGGCAUUGGGUGACUGGAGCCCUCCUCCCUCCAGGGACAAGGGAGAGGUAUGUAUAAAAUAUCAAAUAUUAUUGAGGUGACUCUGUUUCAGAACACCUUACAUCAGCCAAUAUCAUCACUUCGACCAAACUCAAUCUAGAAAAAGAGAGAGAUUUAUGUUUUACAGACAAGUACACAAACGGCCUACAACAGGGGGUGAAGAUAAUUGAAAUAACAGCAGUGUGAAGUUCAAAUCACAAGGCAGUGGAAGAUAGAAUGCCAUAAUCUAAAUUGCGCAGACUCUUCACUUUCGAUAUGCCGCAUCUUGUUGGAUUCUCCAAAAUAUACUACUUUUGGAGAAUCCGACACACACCCGUUGACAUUUUUGAAGAGUCCGAGCAACAUAGGACAUAAUACAUUUGUUUUUGCAAAACAAAAAGAAUCUUUAAGAAAAAAGAAGAAAUGAAUAAAGAAGUCAGAAGAUGGCAUGCUUGAGAAAAUUCUACAUCGUUGCCUGCUUAGAGAAGGUACGACACCCAGAAUAUCCAGAUGUCAAGACCAUUUUAUCAUGGAAGCUUUCCUGAGCAGAUCUGACACAAAAAUUGUAUGUACUUGUCAAGUUUGAUCUACGGUAAACAUGAUCAUUUGUUGAAAACAUUAGCUUUCGAGCUCAUAAUCUGUCUAGAGGCAAGAAAUGAAAUUAAAAACUAGUCUCUAAGCCCAACUACAGGUAGUGUAUGAUACAAACACGACCACGGUGAUGGAGGUGUACGAGUGUGUCAAGAGUCCACCCGAGCUAAGACAUUGUUGAAGUGUGAAAGAAGGGCUUAAAAGGGCACCAAAAUAGUCCACACCAUACCCUUGAUGGGCGCCCCACUCUUUGAGGGGCUUUUUGGUCAUUUUACACUUUAUUUUGUAAUAUACUAUAUAUAGAACCUUGUAGGGUUUCAUUAGUUAGUUUUUUGAUGAUGUUGCAAGUCAUAAGACACAAAGAAACACAAGUCCUCUCCCUUUGGAGGCACAAAAUUGAAACUAGGUUUCAACUUGAGUGUGGAAUCACUCGUGUUGGAUUGUUUGAUGGGCGCCCCACUCUUUGAGGGGCCUUUUGGUCAUUUUACACUUUAUUUUGUAAUACACUAUAUAUAGAACCUUGUAGGGUUUCAUUAGUUAGUUUUUUGAUGAUGUUGUAAGUCAUAAGACACAAAGAAACACAAGUCGUCACCCUUUGGAGGCACAAAAUCAAAACUAGGUUUCAACUUGAGUGUGGAAUCACUCGUGUUGGAUUGUUGGCUUGAUACGUUGGUGUUUAGAGGAGGUAAAGUCCCUCUUGUGUCAACGUAAGAACUUGGUGUUAGAUUACAUGUUUGUAGGGGUUUUUGAGUUUAAUAUACUCUUUAGUUUCUAUCUUACAUGUUCUCUUUAUGUCAAGUUAUUUAUCCAUUAUCUCUUAAGUUAGUUUUGCUUUCUUGUUGUCGUUUUGUGCCUAUUCUAGUGGACUAUUUUGUGAUGUUUUGUGGGCUUUUUUGUGCUAUCUUUGGACCGUUUGGUAUCAUUUGGUAUCAGAGCUAAGGUUGAUUUUGUUUCCACAAGACCAAUCUUGGGCUCGUUUGAUAGAAAAUUCAGAAAAAAAGUGUUCUACGUGUUGGUGUUCUUGGCCGAGAAGUGAGUCCUUGUUGUUCUGUUGUCUUGGCAGAAUGUUGUGUCUAGAUCUAGGUGUCUUUUGCUUGUUUUGAGUGUUUCUUGUGUUAGUUUUCUUCUUCUCUAACACCUUGAGUCUAGAUCCAAGUGAGCUUGAACCUUUGUGUGGUAUUGUUGUUGGCGGAUUCAAGAAUUUGAACAUUAUUGGUGUUGUUGUGUGGACCGAAACUUGAAGGUAUGGCUUGAACUCGUGUUAUUGGUAUUUUGUUGUGGGUUUUUAAGCUUGAAAAGGUGUUGUUUAUUGGUGGAGGUUCAAUGUGAGGCUAGAUUUUCAAACUUUAGACCAUCUUCAUGUCUAGUUGCAAAAAGGCUCUUCAAUAGUGUUGUUUGAUCCAAAAGCCAAGUAGAAAGAAGUGAAGCGUUUGUUAGUCUUGAAAACAAAUCCCAAAGACCUACCAAAAGGUAAGGUAAAGGGGAUAAAAAUAUCUACAAAAGACUUGGUACCAAAAGAGGAAAAGAAUACUUUUCUAGUUGUCCAAAAGAGGAAAGGGCCACCAACCUUUCAAAAAGGUGUCUUGCCCAAAAGGUGUAAGACAAGUCAAACCUUUUUGAAUGUGAAAAAGGGCUCCAACCUUGAUGUUUUCUUCCCCAAGGCUGAAAUACACUUCUUCAAGAAUUGAAAAUUGAACCAAAAUUUCAAAGUUGGAAAAAUAAGAACCUUUCAAAAACCGCAACCAAUCUUAGACCGCCAUAUCACCAAUUUCCGUACAAUACCGAAACUUAGGGCUCAAAAUCUUGGAUUAUUAGUUUCUUGUUGUUGAUUCUUAGUUUCUUUUUUUUGUUGAUUCUUAUACUAAUUGGCAACUAGUAACUACCUACUAAGUUGUAAAUUAGUUUAUGAAUACGUUUCUUCGUGUUAGCGUUACUUUUUGUGCUUUUAUUGUUUUUGAAUUGUAGUAUUUUUUGGUUCAAGUUCGGACAUUACUUUCUUGAGUCUUCAAGCAAGGAAUCCAUUCCGACCAAGGAGUAUACUCACCGCUCGACUCAUCACGAACUACAAGCUGACUUGCAACACUUGUGAAACCAAGUGUGAGAUGAUCAAGACGUGAGAGAGAGUAUGGUGAGGAGUUUGUGAACUAAUUAUUUUUUUUUGUUUCUUGAGUUUGUUUUGUUUGUAGGUACAAUUGCAAUGGAACCCGCGGCUUCAACCUCUCCAACCUUGGGCAAUGAUGUUACAGGUGCCAUUUUGGCCCACCUUGACAUUAUUUCUCGAUACUUGGCUAUGACAAAUGAAAGGUUGGAUCAUAUGGUAGGCUAAAGGGAGCACGUGGGCUGCAUGGACACAUGUCAAGAUGACAGUUAUACCUCAUAUCUACAAGGUAAAAACGCUAUCCCCUACACUCCUAUGAACUUAGAAUGUUAUGGUGUGGCUAGUAGUAGCCAAAUGGAUGUAGUUGCGGUUUUGCCUAGUAUAGAAGGGCAUGAUUCUUUGAGCAUGAUGCAUGAUGAACGCCUUAUCGAUAGUUUUGAUCAUGGAAAUCAUGUAAUUGAAAAUGGGAGUGAAUCCGAGAGCAUGUAUUAUGGUAAGGAAUCUAAUAUUUGUCUCGCUAAUUGGGAUGAUCAUGUGUUUGAAACUUCUUUGGAACUUGAUGGUUGUUCUUCAGAGAGUAAAUGUGUGUAUUCUAAAUCUGCCCCUAGGGUAGAUUCUACUUUCUUUAGGCAUAAUAUCUUGUUUGAAGACAGUACAUUCACUCCUAAUGAACCUAGUGGUGCGAAUGAUGGUGUGACUUGUCUUGAAGGCUAUAGCCUAUAUGUUAACCUACUAUGGCGUGACAACAUUCCUCCUCAAGAUGGAAAUCUCUUCUUGGAAGAUGAGAGUACUCUUAAGAGUAGGGAAUGUGUAGUCUUGGAAAGGAAUAGUCAAUCAAGUGAAGAUGACCUUGAAUCGCUUGAAUGUUUAGGAAACCCGAAAUGUGAUUGUUCUUGUGAUAAUGUUUUAGUGUGCGAUCCCUUUGCUGCCCAAGGUGAUUUAUAUCUAUAUGGGGAUUACUCUCUUGAAAGAGAAUGUGGUGCAUGCUUAGAAAUUCCAUCUACUUCUUCUUUAUGUGUUUCCUAUGUUAAGUAUACUAGUGUUGAUGGACUUGAAACUAGUGAGUACAUGCAUAAGGAGACCAUAGCUGAAGUUGGCUUGAGUGACACCUUUCUCUACCCCCUUUGUGCUCAUGAUAUUUCCACUAGUGAUCUAGAGGGUGUGCCUAAUUUUGAGGAAGACACCUUAGGGGAAAGUGAGAGUGGCCGAGACCUAGUCCUUGGUUACUUCUACCCUUUGAUCCCGGUGCCAUCUUAGAGUAUGGUAGGAGUAGUAUCGGCCUAUGUUCUUUAUUUCUUGGUGUUUAUCCUAGUCACUUCCUUUGCGCCAUUUGUACUAAGCUUUUCAUGUUCACCAUAAAGGACCCUUGGAUAUACUUCAAAUUUGUCCCACCUCGGCAUGACAUGUUGAUGUGUUUAUUUUGCUAACCCUAACCCUCACGCCAUGAGGAAGUAUGGUUGUUUGUCUCUUCUUUGAUUUUGCAAGGUUUGGAUUCGAGGUCGAAUCCUUUUCAAGAAGGGGAGGAUGAUACAAGCACGACCACGAUGAUGGAGGUGUACGAGUGUGUCAAGAGUCCACCCGAGCUAAGACAUUGUUGAAGUGUGAAAGAAGGGCUUAAAAGGGCACCAAAACAGUCCACACCAUACACUUGAUGGGCGCCCCACUCUUUGAGGGGCCUUUUGGCCAUUUUUCACUUUAUUUUUUAAUACACUAUAUAUAGAACCUUGUAGGGUUUCAUUAGUUAGUUUUUUGAUGAUGUUGUAAGUCAUAAGACACAAAAAAACACAAGUCCUCUCCCUUUGGAGGCACAAAACCGAAACUAGGUUUCAACUUGAGUGUGGAAUCACUCUUGUUGGAUUGUUGGCUUGAUACGUUGGUGUUUAGAGUAGGAAAAGUCCCUCUUGUGUCAACGUAAGAACUUGGUGUUAGUUUUACAUGUUUGUAGGGGUUUUUGAGCUUAAUAUACUCUUUAGUUU